CGCCAUUUAGAGGAAGGCUGGAAAAAGACCUUUCUAAGAAUGCGGAAGUGGAGCAGUCAAUUCCAAUGGAUCUUUCUUAUUGUACUUCAGUGCAAUGGACAGUUCUAUAGGAUAUGAUUAAGUGGAAUGGAUGGAAACAAUGAAUGUGGCGAGGUGGACUAUUUGCUGCAAGAUGAAGACUCACUCAUAGAAGGAGUCAGCAACCCUGUCUUGUUUGUGGUCGUUCUCAGUGUCACGUUCCUGUGUGGACUGGUAACUCUGCUCUGCAGAAAUGAGCAGUAUAACAUCCACCCAGAGAACCAGGAACAUGUCCGUGCCGUUCGGCAACAGCUACAGUCCGAAUCUCAGGAAGCUGAACCAGCCGAACCCAGGCGACAGUUCUAUACAGACAUGUCCUGUCCAGUGUGUCUACAGCAGGCCGUGCUGCCUGUGGAAACUAACUGUGGCCACCUCUUCUGUGGUCCUUGUAUAAUUGCGUAUUGGAGAUAUGGGACAUGGUUCGGUGCGAUCAAUUGUCCCAUCUGCAGACAAAUGGUGACCCUGUUGUUCCCACUCUUCCACGAGCAAGUCUCCCCUCAGCAGGUACAGGAUGGAACGGUUGAACCGCUCCUCAUCCUCCGGGAUCUCGGCGACUACAACCGCAGGUUCUCCGGACAACCCAGAUCUCUGAUGGACCGGCUGCGUGACGUCCCCACGUUGCUACGCCACCUCUUCAGGGAGAUGUUCUCCGUAGGGGGCCUGUUCUGGAUGUUCCGGAUCCGUGUCCUGCUGUGUCUGAUCGGGGCUCUGACCUACCUGAUCUCUAUCUGA
Molecule: messenger RNA, 810 nt
Organism: Oncorhynchus tshawytscha (Chinook salmon)
Lineage: Eukaryota; Metazoa; Chordata; Actinopteri; Salmoniformes; Salmonidae
Gene: rnf170
Product: ring finger protein 170
Exons: 7
Coding region: 127-810 (227 amino acids)
Molecular function (GO): ubiquitin protein ligase activity; metal ion binding
Source: RefSeq, a predicted model, not a curated record